AAGUCAACUGACAGAAACAAGAAGCUCUCGGCUGUUUUUAUGUUGUUGUCCUCGACAGUAUUCUCUAUUCCCCGUUAACGUACAGCCUUUAAACCCUGGAUUUUAACACAAAAUAGACACUUUAUUUACCAUGGGUGCCGGACCGAGCACCGAGUCCGAAAGGGAGCCGCUUCUCGUCCCUUCUCAUGCGGAAACAAUAACAAACAGUGCCCCAGUAAACAGCCGAGUGUACGGCAGAAGAUGGCUGGUUCUCACCCUGUUCUCCCUGCUGGCUCUCAUGCAAGGGAUGGUCUGGAACUUCUGGGGUCCGAUCCAGAAUUCAGCCGUUCACGCUUUCGGUUUCAGCAAGUCUGACAUCGCGGUUCUGGUGCUGUGGGGCCCGGUGGGGUUUGUCCCCUGGCUGUUGUUUAUGUGGCUGAUGGAUAAAAGAGGUCUGCGGGCGUCCCUCCUCCUCUCGGCCUUCCUGAUGCUGUUGGGAGCGGCUCUGCGGAGCGUCCCUCUGACAGAACAGCCUCUCCGGAGAUGGUGAGCCUCCUCCUUCUGAUCAUGAUUCUUUGAGAGGUUUUAGAAAGGAGGCACAGAG
Molecule: messenger RNA, 583 nt
Organism: Notothenia coriiceps (black rockcod)
Lineage: Eukaryota; Metazoa; Chordata; Actinopteri; Perciformes; Nototheniidae
Gene: slc49a4
Product: solute carrier family 49 member 4
Exons: 2
Coding region: 131-529 (132 amino acids)
Cellular component (GO): membrane; intracellular membrane-bounded organelle
Source: RefSeq, a predicted model, not a curated record